This is a messenger RNA of Xenia sp. Carnegie-2017, 2017 nucleotides long. RefSeq names its product methylthioribulose-1-phosphate dehydratase-like. NCBI's taxonomy places the organism in Eukaryota, Metazoa, Cnidaria, Anthozoa, Malacalcyonacea, Xeniidae. The record is from RefSeq and is a predicted model, not a curated record. Gene Ontology annotation, cellular component: cytoplasm. The transcript is spliced from 9 exons. Bases 30 to 857 code for a protein of 275 amino acids. Gene Ontology annotation, molecular function: metal ion binding; methylthioribulose 1-phosphate dehydratase activity.
UUGGUAAUUGGUAAAUUUUCUGGGGUAAAAUGCUCCUUCGAAAUUGCUAUGAUUAUAUAGUGAACAAUUCGCCGCUUUGGCUGAAUUUUGUUUGUGCGAGUGCCCUCAGUGGGAUGGCAGUAUAUUGUAUAAUGCGUCGAAAAUGCUCCCGAACGCUCUCAGAUUCUAAUGAAUGUGUGAUUUCAAAUGCUAUGUUGCAAUCUACCGAUGAUCCACGUGUCAUAAUUCCACGAAUAUGUGUCGAGUUUCAUCGCAAAGGAUGGAUGAGUGGGUCAGGAGGAGCAAUAAGUAUCAAAUCAGGUAACGAAAUAUUUGUAUCUCCUUCGGGCAUUCUAAAAGAACAAGUCACGCCUGAAUUGCUUUUUCUUUGCAACAUUGAUGGAGACAAAAUAAGUGGACCUUCAGCAAGAUUUAAUCUGACUGAAAGCUCUUGCACCCCAAUGUUCUUGAAUGCUUACCGGAAAAGAGCUGCUGGCGCUGUUUUUCACAUUCAUACAUUAAAUGCAGUUAUGGUUACUGCGUUGUGUCAUGGAAAUGAAUUUAGAAUUUCUCACCAACAAAUGAUCAAGGCGAUUGUAAACUGUAGAACUGGAAGAAAUUACCGUUACGAUGAAGAGCUUGUCAUACCAAUCGUUGAGAAUGAAAAUGAAGAAAUCGAAAUAAAGGACUCGAUAGUUAGAGCCAUGGAAUUGUACCCUGAAACAUCGGCAGUGCUGGUCAGAAAUCACGGAAUAUAUCUUUGGGCAAAGAACUGGAGAAAAGCAAAAAUAAUGUGCGAGGCCUACGAUUAUAUAUUUGAAGUGGUUGUCAAAAUGAAGGUUGUUGGACUGGAUCCUUUUAACAAUUUGCAGAAAUAGGAGAAUUUUUCUGGAUAUCUACUUGGAUCCAAGACUUUUUGUCAAAACAAGGCAUACCCGUCGCAUGAUUACUGAGGGCCUGUUUACAUGGAGCCGAGUUACCCGGCUGAGCGAGUUACUCGCUCAACCGGGUUUGACAAAGUGAUCUGUUUAUAUGGCACCGGGUAACUCGGCUAGUACUUCCGUUCAUUUGUCUUAAAUGAAGUUUGACUAUGCUAACUUCGAGUAAAGGCGCGAGAUUUUAAAAAGCCUCGCAGUUUUGCAGCAACAGUGGAAUGGGUGAAUAUAAAAUUGAAAAUUAUGAUAUGUGUAUGUUUUUGUAUAAUAAUGCUGCAAGUACAAGGCUUAGUACGCAUGCGUACCAACAGAGCCCGUUUUCUCGCCUCGCCGUUUGUAUGGAAAAUUCAUCUCGCCUAGCCGGGUAACUCGCUUACACAAACCGAGUUCCCGGCAAGGCGAGUUACUCGGAUGUGUCAUAUAAACGAUUCACCCGGAAAUGCAUUCAUUGUAAGUAAUUGCAUUCAUUGUAAGAGGCACCGAGUAACUCGCUCAGCCGGGUAACUCGGCUCCAUAUAAACAGGCCCUAAGAUUGAUGGUCUCGAUACACCAAAGGCAUUUGUCACUUUACGAUAUCUACCCUCGUCCGACAAGUAAUAGAGUGUUAUUACAAGUUGCUUUUCAACCGAUAGAAGUACACGCAUAUUAUUCACUUUUUUCUCGAGAAACAGCUUUAGUAAUUUGCCUAAUUUGGUAAAAGCCAUUUUUGACAUUCAUAAAAUUAGUCCACCAUUCGGAGCUCCUUCCUGGUCUCACCCAGAAUCUUCGCUUUUUUCUUUUUCGCUUUCCUCUUUCAAUGGUGUGAAAAAGCAAACUGAAUUUUGUUGCUUUCAUGCCCAAAAUGGCUGCCACAGUUGUCAAUCAUUGCCUUCGUUCACGCUCUGUUUCUAAUGGCAUUACAACCAUUUCAAACUACAACUACUGAUAUUUUGGCUUCAAAAUUUAACUUUGUAGUUAUGUAUAUAAAUUUGUUACUUCACUUGCUCGAACAUUUGUGUCAAUUUUAUGUUUCAUCCAAUCAAAUUACAACUAAGAAUAAAGCCCAAUGUAACUGUAUCAUAAUUUUGUAUGAACUCCAAACAAAGAUUUUUGUUUAAAAACGA